AUGUUACUGCGGUUGGGCACUCAAGCCUUUACCGCUAGCACUUUCAUUCUGGCAUCUGUUGCCGCUGAUUGUAAUCCCCUCGCAGUGUCCCUUCCAUUCAAGAGCAAUGUCCUUUCCAAUCGAGUAGAAGUCCGGGGCAUACAAUUGAGGAUUGGCGGUCCGAGUGCGCAAACAAUCGCGCUGCUUCCCAGCGCUUCUCUUAAUGAUACAUACUUGUAUGGGGCGGCAAAUAGUCUGUGCAAACAACUCGUACCGAACAGCACUCCGCAGAAGUUUGUGAACUUCUCAAUCGAAGAAUGUACGACGUUCAGAGGUGGCCUAUAUGACAUAGAGUUGUCAGGGAGCAAAACUGUCGGUAUAUCCGAACAGCAUCCAUACGACAAUACCACGGCAACGUGGAUAGCUGAUGAUGUUACUAUAAUGAAUAUCAAAGACCAGGGUCUCGACCUUCCGCAGCUCGCAUUCGGUAUUCGUGCAGGGACGUCUCAUCCGUACGUGAACAAGGGUGAAUUAGGAUUGGGCAUAGAGUCUACAUUCCUGAGUACACUGGCAUCGCGAAACCAAAUCGCAUCAAAGACGUACUCAUUCUUCUGGGGCACCGACUCGACCAUAUCCGACAAACCACGUAAUGGCUCAUUAACGCUUGGAGGCUAUGAUGAGGCGCUCAUUGGUGACUCUCCAAACACCACCACAACCUUUACUCGCAAUAAUUGGAAGUGUCGCGAGGGUAUGGUCGUAGAAUUAACGGGGAUAGGGUUGAAUUCUGUGACCGGGACGGCCCAGCACGUGCUGAAGUCGGAGAGACUGCAAGCAUGUGUUGUUCCUACGCUUUCCAGUAUCUUGACGUUGCCCUACCAAUACUGGGUUAGGAUGCAUGAUAUAUUGGGCGUCGAACAGACACCAUUCAACAAUGGUUCCGCUGGUGAGCUACUCUAUGGAGUAGCCUCCGUGUAUCCGAAUACUGCGACUUUCAAGGGCAAUCUGUCCAUCUCUAUCAACGACGAGAUCACAGUCAAUAUUCCCAACGAGCUUUUCAUCGUCGACGAGCCGUACACGGUGAACAAUGGGCAGAUUAGACGGAGCACGGUCUGGAAGGAUAUUCCAGUAGUUAGCUACCUGGAUCUAGAGGAGAACAUGCCGCGCCUCGGAGGCAUGUUUUUAUCCUCUGCGUAUCUCAUGGUCGAUCACGAUAAGAACGAAUUUACCAUAGCGCCAGUGCAAGUACAACCCAUGGAACAGAAGUUGAUGGGCAUCGAUACUACAAACGCAUGCGUAGCUGCUGUAGAUGGCGCGGUAGUAACUGUGCCAGGCCCCUCACCGGAAAAGCCAUCAGAUGCUCACGGCAAGACUGCAAAUAGACUUUCAUCUGGAGCUAUAGCCGGUAUCUUCGUUGGUGUCCUAGCUCUAGUCUGCGUAUUGAUUGGUACUACGCUGUUUCUUCGGAGGCGGAGAUUGAGUCGUCACGAUGCGAACCCCCACGAGCUUCACAAACCAGUGCACAUGGGACACGUCGCUGAUCCACUGGUACCAGAGAAAUAUGGGAUGAACGCAACAGAAUUGCCAGCAGGGUCGUAUUCUAGCGAAAUGAGUGCUGAUGAGAGACAGCAUGCCUUGGAGCUAGAUGGUAUUAGUCGGCUGGUGGAAGUCCCGGCAAAUAGAUAUGAAGGGGAUAGACAUUGA
Messenger RNA from Plenodomus lingam JN3, 1680 nucleotides. Lineage: Eukaryota; Fungi; Ascomycota; Dothideomycetes; Pleosporales; Leptosphaeriaceae. The record is from RefSeq and is a predicted model, not a curated record.